AUGGCCGCCAACGGAACGCCUGCCUCCGCCAACGAGAAGCCGCCGCCGCUGCUCCUCCUCCGCCCUUCCAACGACCGCCUCAACACGGCGCUGCGGUCGCGCUUCCGGGUCAUCAGCUUCUCCGACGAUUCCUCGGGGGGCACUCCCGACCUCCAGGCUUUCCUCGCCGCGUCCGCCGCCGCCAAGGAGCCGCCGCCCCGCGCCGCCCUCGUGGUCGGCGGCGGCACCGUCGUCGUGGACGCCGCGUUCCUCCACGCGGCGCCGCACCUCCGCUGCCUCGUGACCACCUCCACGGGCAUGGACCACAUCGACCUCGCCGAGUGCGCGCGCAGGGGCGUCGUCGUCGCCAGCGCCGGCGAGACAUACUCCAUCGACGUCGCCGACCACGCCGUCGGCCUCCUCAUCGAUGCGCUCCGCCGCGUCUCUGCCGCCGACCGCUACGUCCGCCGCGGGCUCUGGCCCGUGCAAGGAGACUACCCGCUUGGCUCCAAGCUUGGUGGGAAACGUGUGGGCAUCAUCGGUCUCGGCAGUAUCGGCUCCUUGAUCGCAAAGAGGCUCCAAGCAUUCGGCUGUGUCAUCCAGUACCAUUCCAGAACACCAAAACAGACUGCAGCCUCCUUCAAAUAUUUCCCCAAUGUCAUCAACCUUGCUGCCGAAUCCGACGUCCUCAUCGUGGCCUGCGCUCUGAACUCCCAAACACGGCACAUCAUCAACAAGGAUGUCCUGGAGGCACUGGGGACAGACGGCGUCCUGGUCAACAUCGCCCGCGGCGGGAACAUCGACGAGGCGGCGUUGAUCGCCGCGCUGAAAGGAAGGGAGAUAGCCGGCGCGGGCCUCGACGUCUUCGAGAAGGAGCCUGUCGUGCCACCGGAGUUCUUCUCCAUGGACAAUGUGGUGCUCACGGCGCAUGAUGCCGCCUUUACCACUGAGUCGGACCGCGACUUGUGCCAACUCAUGAUCGCCAACCUGGACGCCUUCUUCCAAGGUAAGCCGUUGGUCACGCCUGUGUUUCCCUAGA
Molecule: messenger RNA, 1018 nt
Organism: Brachypodium distachyon (stiff brome)
Lineage: Eukaryota; Viridiplantae; Streptophyta; Magnoliopsida; Poales; Poaceae
Product: glyoxylate/hydroxypyruvate reductase HPR3
Exons: 2
Coding region: 1-1017 (338 amino acids)
Cellular component (GO): cytosol
Molecular function (GO): hydroxypyruvate reductase [NAD(P)H] activity; NAD binding; glyoxylate reductase (NADPH) activity
Source: RefSeq, a predicted model, not a curated record